AUGGACUCCAAUAUAUCACCAGACAACACGUGGGAUUUCGAUCUGAUUAUCAGCCAUGAGAUUUGGGGAAGUGAACUCCUCGCUGACCGGGACCCUAACUUCGGCUAUUUCCACGAAGGACCCGAAGCUACAGCAGUCAUACCCCAACAUGGAAGCGGACUCCAACCCGUUGACAUUUGGCCAGCCUUCGAUGUAUCCGUCGCGACGGCUCUUGAUGUCACCUCUGGAGCAUCUGAAGCUUUGGAGGCAACAACAGUGGCAGACUCGCAGAUCGUAGCUAUCGAAAUCAACCCUGCAACCCCAAAGACACCACUAAUGGCGAUCUCGCAACUCACCUCUCUCGACAUCACCCCUGCAACUCCGAAGUCACCGCUGAUGACCAUCUCGUGGGUCGCGGCUGUUGACAUUAGCCCUACAACUCCAAAGGCACCACUGAUGGCGAUCUCGCAACUCACCUCUCUCGACAUCACCCCUGCAACUCCGAAGUCACCGCUGAUGACCAUCUCGUGGGUCGCGGCUGUUGACAUUAGCCCUACAACUCCAAAGGCACCACUGAUGGCGAUCUCGCAACUCACCUCUCUCGACAUCACCCCUGCAACUCCGAAGUCACCGCUGAUGACCAUCUCAUGCGUCAACACUCUCUUUGACUAUGAGCCGUGUGGGGAUGGCGAAGCCGUUGAAAGUUGCUCCAAGCGUCAGGGCCCGACGGUCGAUGUUUUCCAUACCAAGACUUCAAUUAUCACGGAUAUAAAUCAUGGUUUGCCCAUCAUUAUCGAUGACACAGACGAUGAGACUACAGAACCAGAAGGAAAGCCGGGAACCAAGAGCCUAGUCUACACUGCUCAGGGUAGCGAUUCCUCAUCUUGCAGACGCAACUUCCGUAAGAGGCCCAGAGCCGUGCAAGAAGGGGAGAUCCACUGGGCGCAGCCGGAGUACAAAAAGAAGCUCUUACAUGAUCUAAGAUCAGCGUUCUAUCAACAUGAGUCUCUCUGGAUCCAAGUGCGAGAGCUUCCAGAGGCAAUCGGAGAUGCCAAAGUCAAGGAGCAUGACGCCUUAGUGCAGGGCUUCGGGAAGACUUGCCGAGACUGUGAAGCAGUAUCGAUCGAAGACACGUGCAUGCUACGCGAAUCUUAUAUCGAUCUCAUGAACCAUCUUCUUACAGUUAUGAGUCGUGCCAAAGACAUGGGUAUGAUCAAGAAACUUGGAAAAUAUGUAGAUGAUAUUCGGGAGCAUGCGAUGAUCGUUUCAAGUAUUUACGAGUACCAAGCAGGCGAAGACGACUCACGCGAUGGAACUUAUCGCCCUUCAAAGAAGCGGCGGUCCGGGCAUAGUGGAGACAGAUGUUAUUUUUGA
This is a messenger RNA of Ascochyta rabiei, 1353 nucleotides long. RefSeq lists its product as uncharacterized. NCBI's taxonomy places the organism in Eukaryota, Fungi, Ascomycota, Dothideomycetes, Pleosporales, Didymellaceae. The transcript has 2 exons. The record is from RefSeq and is a predicted model, not a curated record. The coding region runs from base 1 to 1353 and encodes 450 amino acids.